CUGAACCCUGCUGGUGAUAAUAUAUUCUCUCUUGAAGUGUUCUUCCAUUCAAUGCGCGCCCAUCACAUGACUCCUAAGUUGUGUAUUCUCGCUUCCCACUUCCAUCUUCUCUCCAGCUUCUCCCACUUCUUCUCUCGCUCUCAUCUCUCGUCACUCGUCACCCACCAUGAACCUCUCCCACCUAAUCCAACCCACAUGUACGUACACAUGCCUUUCCGGAAUUCCAUUCCAAUCCGCCGACAUCGCAUGUGCCUAACUAGCCAAAGUGGACGACAUCCACUUUUCUCGGGCAAUCCCGGUUGGCAAUCCGAUAAGGGGCCAGACCGAGCAUCCAAAUAAGGUUGAAGAUCCCUAUAGUUAGAACGGGAGAAGCAGAUGCCGAGCCGAUGCUCCAGAUCGUUCAACAAUGGAUUCUAUCAUUCCGCACGAAGUCUUCCAUGUGCCAUCGGAUGGAACCGGGCGCACCAACCGUGACUCACAUGUGGAUCAGAUCGACCACCAUGUGUACAUGUCUGCAAAUGGAGGAAUUUGAGCUGAAGAGAUGAAAAUAUGUCUCGGA
Messenger RNA from Aspergillus costaricaensis CBS 115574, 559 nucleotides. RefSeq lists its product as uncharacterized. Lineage: Eukaryota; Fungi; Ascomycota; Eurotiomycetes; Eurotiales; Aspergillaceae. The record is from RefSeq and is a predicted model, not a curated record. The coding region runs from base 52 to 339 and encodes 95 amino acids. The transcript has a single exon.